This is a messenger RNA of Hydra vulgaris (swiftwater hydra), 2051 nucleotides long. The record is from RefSeq and is a predicted model, not a curated record. NCBI's taxonomy places the organism in Eukaryota, Metazoa, Cnidaria, Hydrozoa, Anthoathecata, Hydridae.
GAUGAUGAUGAUGAUGAUGAUGAUGAUGAUGAUGAUGAUGAUCAUAUGGAUGUUCGGUAGAGCAACGCAAGUGUUCUGUAUUGCAACUCAUUUGUUCGGUAAAGCAACGUGACGCGGCCUAUGUUCGUUUUUGCAACCAUUUUGUUCGUUAUCGCAACUUGUUGUUCGUUAUUGCAACCCCGGGAGCGCAUGUUAAGCUUUAUAAACUUUUUGUUUUUUAAAACACUUACUUGAUCGUAAGCCGGUACAGAAAAUUGUCUGACCGCCAUCGAAAAUAUUUGUAUUGUUUUUACAGCAAAUAAGUAAUGUCAAUCAUAUAUAUUUAAAACUAGAACUAAAAUCGCUUUUAGGUGAAAUGUAUGAAAACAAGGAUUAAAGUUUAUCAUAAGCUAUUUUUUUCUUUACUAUAUAUAUUUAUAUAUAUAUAUACUUUUUUUUUUCAAGACAAGUUGCACUCCUAAAAUGUCGUGUGUUCUUUGCAACAAAUUUUUUGUUGUAGAUGGAUGUAAUUUUUGCAACCAAUGUUUAAGUAGUACUAGUGAUAUUGAAGAUUUAGAUAUAUUUGUCACAAAAGCAUUGAAUCUGUUUACAAAAAGUAGCAUGAUGGAAAUUGCAUCUUCUCAGUUGCUUAAAUCAAUUUAUUCUGGUCAAUUAUACAGUUACAGACAUAACUGGUUUAAAGCGGGUGGAGAAGAUAAAAGAUGUCUUCGUAAUGCAGAUCUUCUUAGCCUAUUAUCAGAGGAUCAAUCAAAUGAGCUUUUUAAAGCUCUUGUUUUAGCAUUUAAUAGUUUAAAAGAUAGCGACUAUGUAUUUAAGGUGCUAGUCCCAGAAUCAAUAGUAUUUUUAUUUGCCAAAUUUAGUAAUGUUUCGAGAAUAAAGGCUGAAGUAGCUCUGAAUGCCUACAUUUCUGAAAAAAAUAAUAAACUGUUCUGUAGCUCUCUAAAAUCAACUAGUGAGAUCGAUAUAGAUUUCUCAAUUUUUGUUUCGGAAAGUCAAUCAAAAAAUAAAAUUAUUGAAGAGAUUGGAAAAUCAAAAAACUUACCAUCUAUAAAUGCUGAGUUUUUAAAUAAAGAAUGGACCAAAAUCACUGCUUACUCUCCUGAUUAUUUAUCAAAUACAAUUAUUGAAGAUAAUGGUAACUCAAAAAACUUACCAUCUAUAAAUGCUGAGUUUUUAAAUAAAGAAUGGACCAAAAUCACUGCUGACUCUCCUGAUUAUUUAUCAAAUACAAUUAUUGAAGAUAAUGGUAACUCAAAAAACUUACCAUCUAUAAAUGCUGAGUUUUUAAAUAAAGAAUGGACCAAAAUCACUGCUGACUCUCCUGAUUAUUUAUCAAAUACAAUUAUUGAAGAUAAUGGCAACUCAAAAAACUUACAAUCUAUAGAUGCUAAGUUUUUAGAUAAAGAAUGGACCAAAAUCACUGCUGACUCUCCUGAAUGCUCAUCAAAUAUAUAGAUGAAAUUUUGGUGGUUGUUUCUUUGAUUGUAAAUUUUUGACAUAAUUUUCGAAUUCUAAAAAAUAUAAUUUAUGGUUUAAGUCAACGUAAUAAAAUGAGAUGGCUGAGUGUUGGGCCGGAAUAUCGAUUUCGGCUAAGUCUUUUCUAAUAAACCGGCUAACUAAUGAAUAGAAUAUACAUUAGUUAGCUGGCUAGAUACGAUUAGAUACUAGCUGACUAGUGAAUAUAAUAUUCUUUAGGUAGGUAAUAGUUUUUAUAUUCCUUAAUAUUUAAAUUUUAUUUUUGUUAAUAUUUUUAUUAAAAUUCGUUCUUUUAAUUUUUACAAUGAUGUUUUUAUUAAGAAUAUUAAGCAUUUAAUUAUAUUAAGUAUUUAAUAAUGUGUUCUUUUUUUUAUGUAAUAAAAUUAUUUCAAAAAUCAUGUGCGAGUGGUUAUAAUGUGCAUCUUAUAAUUUCCUUAUUGGUUUAAAGAAAGUGAGAACAGCGAAGAUUGAAUUAAGAAGAGCUAGACAUGCUGCUAAGUCAAAGAACGAUUUUGUUUCUUGAAAAAAUGUUACUCCACGUUUUCAAUUUUGAAAUAAAUUUUUAUUAAAAUAAA